AAAAUAUCUUGAACCAUCUGUGCUGAAAUUGAAGAUUUUUAAAUUCUAACAAGUGAAGUCAUGUCGCGCGAGUCAGAAGACGAAACCGAUUUAUUGGAAAAUGUCGCAGAAGUCAUCGAAGGACUUACGAAAGAAUUGCAAGAAUUGUACCAAUUCAGGGACAUGUUUUUCGAAAAUCAUCCCAUUGAAAUGGCAACCGAAAAGAAUAAGUUAGUCGAGGAGAAAAAAAGUGUUUUGGUCGAAAAGUUUGAGAGUAUUGAUGUGGACACACAGAUACCAUUUUCUCUGCGUGCUCAGUUCCUAUACAUGAAAGGCCGCUGCUACAAUAUAAGUCCAACAUAUGACUCCCGUUCAACGCAGUGUCUCAGCAAAGCAGUGAAACUAAAUCCGCACUUGGUUGACGCCUGGAAUGAACUUGGAGAAUGUUACUGGAAGAAUAUGAACGUAAAAGAUGCUAAAGCCAGCUUCGAGGGUGCUUUAAAACAUGAACGCAACCGUCUUGCCUUACGCUGUCUGUCAAUAAUACUUCGUCAAGAAAGUGGUGAAAGGAAGCUAAAAGAAGCCACAGCAGCUAUACUCAAGAGUGUAGAAUUGGCUAAAGAAGCAGUAGCUCAAGACAUAAAAGAUGGCGUUUCAUGGUCUGUGCUUGGAAAUGCGUACCUGUGCCAAUUCUUCAUGGUUUCUCAAGAUCCAGCUGUUCUUAAGUCCUGUAUGAGUGCGUACAAACAGGCUUGGAUGGAUCCUAUUGCUAAAGGGCAGCCAGAUCUUUAUUAUAAUAAAGGAAUUGCGUUGAAGUACGAAGAGCAAUAUGCCGAAGCGUUAGAGAACUUCGAAUACGCGUGCCGCCUGGACCCGCCAUGGGGCCCGCCGAAGCAAGAGUUAGCUCGCCUCUCGCAGUACCUCACCAGCGCUGAUGAGUUGGUGCGAACUAGAGGAAAGCUGAAGGGGAAGAAAAUACAGCAGAUGGUGCAGUCCAUAGACAAGAAGAUGCUCGGUCCAUACACUCCUGGCACUUUCCACACAUUCGGAGCGCGGAAAUCGGUGACGCUAGACGUGACGCCGAUCGACUCGCUGCAGGAGGGAGCCAACGAGGGCAAAGUACUGUUGGCCAGGGUCAUCGGCUCCAUACACAGCGAGAGCGCCGUGCCCUUCACAUUCGCUGUGGUGGACGAGAGCAUGCAAUGCGCGUGCGUGACGGUGUACAACUGGGCCGACGGGCGCGGCGCCAUCAUCGGCGACUGCGUGUGCAUCCCCGAGCCGCGGCUCAGCGUGCACCAGCGGGACUCGCCGGACUUGAAAUACGACUUCAAAUCGAUACGCGUGAACAACCCUAUGCAGAUCCUUCUCAACGGGAAGCGAGUGGGCCGCAACCAGUUUGCUUGUACCAAGGUCACCAGCACCUACGAGAUACACUGAUUUUGUAUGGUACGUGGAUGGGAUUGGGUGAGAGCGGCGCUAGGAUUGGUUGAAACGACGCUAGGAAUGGGUAUGAAGAGGUCUACUGUUUUAUAGGUUUAGCGCCUAAUUUAGAUACUAGAUAUAUUAUUAUCUAGAUGAUACUGAAUAAACAUUUUUUCUUUCUUUCUUUCUAAUUUAGUCAGAUCCUGAGGUAACGAGCGGCACCGGAGGCGUGACAUUGACAUACACUCGGCAUAAAAUAAAUAGCACCUCCCACAACAAGCACUUCUCAAACAUAUGCAUCCCCACUUUCCACCAUU
Ostrinia furnacalis (Asian corn borer) is the source of this 1718-nucleotide messenger RNA. RefSeq names its product tetratricopeptide repeat protein 5. Gene Ontology annotation, molecular function: protein binding. Lineage: Eukaryota; Metazoa; Arthropoda; Insecta; Lepidoptera; Crambidae. The transcript has 8 exons. Bases 61 to 1416 code for a protein of 451 amino acids. The record is from RefSeq and is a predicted model, not a curated record.